This is a messenger RNA of Sus scrofa (pig), 840 nucleotides long. RefSeq names its product troponin T2, cardiac type (gene TNNT2). Gene Ontology annotation, cellular component: troponin complex. Gene Ontology annotation, biological process: cardiac muscle contraction; regulation of muscle contraction; sarcomere organization. The record is from RefSeq and is marked validated. NCBI's taxonomy places the organism in Eukaryota, Metazoa, Chordata, Mammalia, Artiodactyla, Suidae. Gene Ontology annotation, molecular function: troponin I binding; tropomyosin binding; troponin C binding.
AUGUCGGACGUGGAGGAGACGGUGGACGAGUACGAGGAGGAGCAGGAAGAGCAGGAGGAGGCAGUGGAAGAAGAGGCUGGAGGCGAGGCUGAGGCUGAGGAGGCCAACGCCGAAGAAGCUGGGCAGGAAGAGGAUGGGAGAGAGGCUGAAGAUGGCCCGAUGGAGGAGUCCAAACCCAAGCCCAGGCUGUUUAUGCCCAACCUGGUGCCACCCAAGAUCCCCGAUGGAGAGAGAGUGGACUUCGAUGACAUCCACCGGAAGCGCAUGGAGGACCUGAACGAGCUGCAGACGCUGAUCGAGGCGCAUUUCGAGAACCGCAAGAAGGAGGAGGAGCUGGUCUCUCUCAAAGACAGGAUCGAGAAGCGCCGGGCGGAGCGGGCGGAGCAGCAGCGCAUCCGGACAGAGCGGGAGAAGGAGCGGCAGACCCGCCUGGCUGAGGAGAGGGCCCGCCGGGAGGAGGAGGAGAACCGGAGGAAGGCUGAGGACGAGGCCCGGAAGAAGAAGGCUCUGUCCAACAUGAUGCAUUUUGGAGGCUACAUCCAGAAGGCUCAGACGGAGCGUAAGAGUGGAAAGAGGCAGACGGAGCGGGAGAAGAAGAAGAAGAUUCUGGCCGAGAGGAGGAAGGUGCUGGCCAUCGACCACCUGAACGAAGACCAGCUCAGGGAGAAGGCCAAGGAGCUGUGGCAAAGCAUCUACAACCUGGAGGCGGAGAAGUUUGACCUGCAGGAGAAGUUCAAGCAGCAGAAAUACGAGAUCAACGUUCUCCGAAACAGGAUCAAUGAUAACCAGAAAGUCUCCAAGACCCGCGGAAAGGCCAAAGUCACUGGACGUUGGAAGUAG